Messenger RNA from Ostrea edulis (European flat oyster), 1125 nucleotides. RefSeq names its product BTB and MATH domain-containing protein 38-like. The transcript is spliced from 2 exons. NCBI's taxonomy places the organism in Eukaryota, Metazoa, Mollusca, Bivalvia, Ostreida, Ostreidae. The coding region runs from base 169 to 912 and encodes 247 amino acids. The record is from RefSeq and is a predicted model, not a curated record. Gene Ontology annotation, molecular function: protein binding.
GUAAAAGAUAAAAAACAAACAGAAAAUGCAGUCCGAUUCUAUGUGUCGAGGUAUUCUAAAAGUGGAUUUUAAAACAUUUCGUUAUGAAUGGUUUAAAUCCAUGAUCACGAAUAAUAAAAUUCACUUGUAAAGAAUUGCUAAUUCUUGCUACCAAUAUCGAAACUGAAAAUGGAGUCUCCAGAGGAGAAACAUAAGACACCAUUAUCAACAGUCUAUGACGUCCAGUUUGAAUCUGACCCCACCAUACUACCGACCGAAGAGUCUGAAUAUAUUCCCGACUUUCCACCCACUGAUAUAGAACUGCGAGUAGAAGGCAUAAGUAUUCACCUGAACAAAGCUGUGCUGAAAUCUCACUCCCCCGUGUUUCGUACAAUGUUGGAGUCGGAUUUCAAGGAGAAAGACGCCGACCACCUCGUGCUGGAGGGGAAGAAGUAUGAAGAUUUUAUAGAAUUUCUACAGGCCUUCUAUCCGAACAAAAGUCACAGUGUUACAGUGAGAAAUGCUCGUCAGAUCAUUCCGAUAGCAGAUGAAUAUCAAGUGACAGAUGUACUUAACAGAUGCGAGGAAUGUCUGGUCCAUUUCUGCGAUUCCAUUUUUGUAAAAAACUUAAAGAGUUUGAGUGUCAGUGUCAUUGUGGAAUAUAUUUUAACGGCGGAACAACACAAUCUGCAGCGCCUUCUCACAUCCACAACUCGCCUGUGUGCCAAGUAUGACUCUGCUUUACUUGAACAACAAGAUAGGAUUGAGAAUGUAUCUUAUAAAACACGGUACAACAUUGCCAGGGAAAGGAUUGCCUUGUUUGAGAAACAUACCCUGAAAGCGAUUCGUUAUAAUAGAAUUGGGGAGUAUUCUACUGUCUCGAAUUUUCCACAUAGAAUAUUUAAUCUCCAACCUGAAGAAGAGGAUUUUUAGCUUCAUUUCGCUGUGUGAUAUACCCUGAAGACGAUUUAUUCUCCAUUUAUGGGGGUGUCCGUAGUACUAGAAAUUGCUACUAUAUACAAUUUUCCGAACAAAAUGUUUAUUCUUCAACCUAUAUAGAAUUUGCCACAUAAUGAAAUAUCCUUAAGGGGAUGAUUAGGAUGAAUAUCUGUAGUAAGGUGUAAAACAAAAAAUAUGUUGAUGAAA